GGUAUCCCUGCAACCCCAGGUGCUGAUGAGUCUUCACGAAUUUCAAUUACUUUCUUCCGGCUGUUCCGUGUUCUGCGUUUGGUAAAGUUACUGAGUCGAGGAGAGGGAGUCAGGACUCUUCUCUGGACCUUUAUAAAAUCCUUCCAGGCACUUCCAUAUGUAGCCCUACUUAUUGUGAUGCUGUUUUUCAUCUAUGCAGUCAUUGGGAUGCAGGUAUUUGGUAAAAUCGCAUUGGUUGAUGGAACGCAAAUAAAUCGGAACAGCAAUUUCCAGACGUUCCCUCAGGCUGUAUUGCUACUUUUUAGAUGUGCCACUGGAGAGGCUUGGCAAGAGAUAUUGUUGGCUUGUUCCUAUGGAAAACUGUGUGACCCAGCGUCAGAUUAUCAGCCAGGCGAGGAAUACACAUGUGGAACAAGUUUUGCAUACUUCUACUUUAUUAGUUUCUAUAUGUUGUGUGCUUUCCUGAUUAUCAAUCUCUUUGUUGCUGUUAUCAUGGAUAACUUUGACUACCUAACCAGAGAUUGGUCAAUUCUAGGUCCACAUCAUCUGGAUGAAUUUAAAAGGAUUUGGGCAGAGUACGACCCUGAAGCAAAGUAUGUAUAG
This is a messenger RNA of Staurois parvus, 603 nucleotides long. NCBI's taxonomy places the organism in Eukaryota, Metazoa, Chordata, Amphibia, Anura, Ranidae. The record is from the annotation of a GenBank genome assembly.